Molecule: messenger RNA, 1956 nt
Organism: Coffea eugenioides
Lineage: Eukaryota; Viridiplantae; Streptophyta; Magnoliopsida; Gentianales; Rubiaceae
Exons: 2
Coding region: 1-1956 (651 amino acids)
Molecular function (GO): nucleic acid binding
Source: RefSeq, a predicted model, not a curated record
AUGUUUUGGCUUCCAACCGGAUUUCUUUCUGACAAAGAUUUAACUGUCGAAGGGAUUGGACACAACAAAGCAUUGUAUAUCUCAGUCUGCUGUAAUGGAAAACUCUUGCCGAGAGUUUUGAUAGAUAAUGGAUCUGCUCUCAAUAUCUGUCCAUGGAAUACCUUGGUUAAGUUGGGAGUUCAAGAGGCUAAGCUGCGGCGGUCUACCACCGUGGUGAGAGGAUUUGAUGGCGCGAAAAGAGAAUCAAUGGGAGAAGUGAAUUUAGUACUGGAAAUCGGACCUGCCCAAUUCCAAAUCAUGUGCCAAGUCAUGGAUUUUUCAAUUGUUUACAAUAUUCUCCUUGGACGGCCUUGGAUUCACACUUCGGGCGCUAUACCAUCUUCGCUCCAUCAAAUGUUGAGAUUUAUGGUGAAUGGCCAAUUGAUCACAAUUUUUGCGGAAGACGAUUGCACAAUGAUUGUUAAUUUUGGACCAAAUGAUGGGGGUAGUAAAAAAUCUCUGGUUUCUCCUCACCACGUGGCUCACAUUGUCUCCGUAGGAUGGAUAUCUAAGGAGAAGCCAGUGGUGGGAAUGAAUUUGCCAGAAGCUAGUGUUAUGAUGGCCAAAAAAAUUAUUCAAGAAGGAUAUGAAAUAGGCAGGGGUCUUGGGCAUAACCUGCAAGGAAUUCUAGAACCAAUAGAAGUUCAAGGAAAGAAUGAUACUUUUGGAUUAGGGUUUCAACCUACUGCUAAGGAUAAAAAAGAAAUGAUGAAUAGCAAAAAGGCGGAGAAGGAAGGGAAGCAACUUAUCAUGAGUAUUCCACCGUUGUAUUGUACUUUUCCUUACCCAUCAGAGGUGAUUAGAGAUGAAGUGGACCCGAUCGAGGAAGUGGAUGUUGGAUUGUCUGAGCUAUUUGUGGGGGUUGCCUCCGAGGGGGAGCCAUUGGAGGACCCAGAAUUUCCAGAGGUGCCUAUCGAAGCAAUGAAGAAUUGGACCAAAAUUCAAGACGAGAGCGAUAACGAGGAAGAAUCUGACUCUUUAUUAAAGAAUCUUGAACAAUAUGAAGAGAAAUCCAAAUCGAACUUAGAAGAAAUAGAAGUUGUUAAUAUUGGCACUGAGACUGAGGUUAAGGAGAUAAAAAUUAGCAUUCAUUUGAAUAAGAAACAGAGAAAAGAGAUGAUUGAGUUUUUGACCAUGUUUCAAGAUGUGUUUGCCUGGUCCUAUGAUGAUAUGCCUGGAAUUUCAACAGACAUAGUGGUCCAUCGAUUGCCAACUGAUCCAAAUUUUCCACCAGUGAAGCAAAAACCUCGCAAGUUUAAGCCAUUUAUGAGUCUCAAAAUCAAGGAACAAAUUGAGAAACAGCUCGAUGCUAAAAUCAUCAUGGUGUCUCAUUAUCCCAUUUGGCUUUCAAAUCCCGUAUCUGUCCAGAAAAAAAGUGGAGAAGUGCGAGUCUGUAUUGAUUACAGGAAUCUUAAUAAAGCAAGUCCGAAAGAUGAUUUUCUGUUGCCAAACAUCCAUAUUCUUCUAGACAAUACCGCAGGACAUGAGAUCGAAUCAUUUGCUAAUUACUUUGCCGGAUAUCACCAGAUCUUAAUGGCAGAGGAAGAUAGGGAGAAAACUGCUUUUAUCACACCAUGGGGGACAUUUUGCUAUCGAGUAAUGCCAUUUGGAUUGAAAAAUGCCGGAGCCACUUAUCAAAGGACCAUGACCACCCUGUUCCAUGAUAUGAUUCAUAAGAAGAUGGAGGUUUAUGUGGACGACAUCAUCAUCAAAUCCAAAAGAGCGGAGGAUCAUUUGAUUGAUUUGGAAAGGUUAUUUGAAAAAUUGAGAAGAUAUGAUUUGAAACUAAACUCUGCAAAGUGUGCAUUUGCCGCCCCUGCCGGAAAGUUAUCGGGAUUCAUUGUCAGUAAGAAGGGUAUCAAGAUAGAUCCAGUAAAGAUUAAAGCCAUUCGUGAAAUGCCAGUGCCAAAAACGUAA